AUGCGUAUUGCUGUCUUUACCUUUCAUCCUGCUCCUAACUACACGUGGUAGAUCGUCAACACUGAAAAAUAUUGCGUUUCUACCAUGAGUGUCGUUCCGUGCCUUGCUUGGGUGAAGAGAGGUGUUGCUAAACGCAUCCCUGAUAAAGUUGAGCUUGAAAAAGAGGAACUACGAAGAAUUAUUAGAGAAACAAGAGAAGAAAUUGAUGGCCUUGAGAUUGAAGGAAAUGACGACAUAGAUAGCGACACUAGUGAUGAGGAGGAGGAGAAAAAAGACAAAGAAGAGAAAGAAGAAGGGGAAGAGGAACCAAAGCCAAGUUCCUCAGGACUUUCGCAGGAGAAACAAACCUCUGUUCCAGGCAAAAGGAAACAUGAAGAGGAUCUUGUAGAUGAUGACGAUGACGACAUUGUUGAGAAAUAUGGACUGGAAGAUUAUGAUGAUGAAGAGUUCAAUUUCCACAGUGGUAUUGGUAAUCUGGUGUAUUUCGCUGACAAUAAGGAAGAUCCUUACAUCAAUGAUCAUGAUGAGCCUGACAGUGAUGACGAAAAUGUGAUGAUAAAGCCAUCAGACAACCUUAUCGCUGUUGCACGAACAAUAAAAGAUGCCAGCUUACUCGAAGUUUAUGUCUAUGAUGAACCUGACAGUAAUUUAUUUGUCCAUCAUGAUAUCAUACUGCCUUCUUUCCCCCUGGCCGUAGAAUGGCUGGAUUAUGAUCCUACUGAAGAAACAGGUAAUUAUGUAGCCCUUGGUUCCAUGAAUCCAACUAUUGAUAUUUGGGAUCUUGACUUGAUUGACAGUCUUGAGCCAGUUUUCACCCUUGGCACCAAGCAAAGUAAGAAGAAAAGCAAGAAGAAAGGUUCUGUGCUGGGACAUUCUGAUGCAGUUCUAGAUUUAGCAUGGAAUCGACAAAGCAGAAAUGUUCUGGCCAGUGCAUCUGCAGAUUUUACUGUUGGUUUGUGGGACUUGACAGAGGCCAAAGCUGUAUCCUCCAUCAGAAAACAUGAAGAAAAAGUGCAGUGUGUGAAGUGGCAUCCUGCUGAACAACAGACCUUAUUAACUGGUUCUUUUGAUAGUACUGUACGAUUAUUUGACUGCCGAGAUGCUGGUUACAACCACAAGACUUGGUCAUUUGCUGGAUCAGAAAUAGAACGCGUUGUUUGGAACCAUUACAAUCCUUAUUUCUUUUAUGCCAGCACUGAUAAAGGGAAUGUCUACUACGUUGAUGUCCGUUAUGAUAAACCUAUCUAUACAAUAUCAGCACACACUGCUGCAGUUUCUGGGCUUGUCCUGAGUUCAAGUAUAGAGCACAUGCUUGUUACUUCUUCAUCUGACCAGACAGUCAAAGUAUGGGAUGUUAAAGACAAUGAGCCAAAACAUAUUGUCACCAAAGACUUGAAAUUGGGAGAAAUUAUGUGUGCACUGCCAUGUCCAGAUUCACCUUUUGUCUUUGCUUUUGGUGGGCAAGGAAAUAUGAAAGUUUGGGACAUUCGCCAGAGUGCCGAGGUAAAAUCCUAUUUCAAAACUGGAGAAGCAUUCAACAUUUGCUUAGAAGAUCACGGAGGAAAUAAGAGUAAUGAUGAGGAGGAUGAUGAUGUUUUAAUAAAGAAAACAAAAGGACUGAAAAUUAAGCAUCCCAAAAAAAAGGGUAAAAAGAAAAUGAAAGACAAAAAGGAUAAAAAGAAAAGUAAAGACAAAAAGAAAGAUUCAUCACUUUAAUAAAGACCAAAAAAAAAAAAAAAACUCUUGAAUUUGUGUUUUAUCAUAACUCAAAUUACUCAUUGAAAUUUUUUAUUUUUUUCCAAAACUUUUUUUUAUUUUCACAACCCAAUUCAGAGAGAAGUAGCUGAACCAAUAUGAUCCACCAUCUACCCACCCCAGGAAGAAUUGGGUGUUGAGAAAUCAGAGAAAAGUUCAGUCAAACUAGUAAUAUCUGAAAAGUCAAAUACUUCCUUCCCCAACACUGACUUGGAUUGUUAGCAGAAAACACCACCACCCCCUCCCAUCUCU
Molecule: messenger RNA, 2007 nt
Organism: Octopus sinensis (East Asian common octopus)
Lineage: Eukaryota; Metazoa; Mollusca; Cephalopoda; Octopoda; Octopodidae
Product: periodic tryptophan protein 1 homolog
Exons: 15
Coding region: 85-1716 (543 amino acids)
Biological process (GO): rRNA processing
Cellular component (GO): nucleus
Molecular function (GO): protein binding
Source: RefSeq, a predicted model, not a curated record